Molecule: messenger RNA, 3673 nt
Organism: Epinephelus fuscoguttatus (brown-marbled grouper)
Lineage: Eukaryota; Metazoa; Chordata; Actinopteri; Perciformes; Serranidae
Gene: lpl2a
Product: lipoprotein lipase
Exons: 10
Coding region: 155-1690 (511 amino acids)
Biological process (GO): lipid metabolic process
Molecular function (GO): lipoprotein lipase activity; apolipoprotein binding
Source: RefSeq, a predicted model, not a curated record
GGUUCAGAUAUCAGCGCUCUGCGCGCAACAGGACGCACUGAAUUAUCCUGAAGAGGAAUACACACACGCUCUUCCGCUGCCAGCUCCGAUUCACUUGAUUUAAUCACUGAAGACAUUUAUUUUUUCAUUUUGAAAGGACACAUUUGUAAAAGAGAUGAAAGCGUGGAGAGUCCGGUUUCUGUACUUUCUGGUGUUGAAUGCAGCUGUGCAGAGUGUGACGUCUGUGGAAGAAGAGCUCGCCGAUUCUAUUUUUGGUAACUUCCUCGACCCUCUGAAAGACCUGUUCAACCACAAGGAUGACAGCAAUCAAACUGUUGCGAAAUUCUCCCUCCGCAAACCAUCCCAUCCUGAUGACGACCUGUGCUACAUCGUUCCCGGCAACUCGGACUCCCUGGCAGCUUGCACCUUCAACAGCACCUCCAAAACCUUCCUAGUAAUCCACGGGUGGACGCUGAGCGGGCUGUUUGAAAGCUGGGUGGCAAAGCUGGUCUCAGCACUGUAUGACAGAGAGCAGACGGCCAACGUCAUCGUGGUGGACUGGCUCACCUCGGCACAGAACCACUACAUCAUCGCAGCUCAGAACACCAAAGCAGUGGGGCACGAGAUUGCUCGCUUCAUCGACUGGAUUGAGGAAACCACAAACAUGCCUCUGGAGAACAUCCACCUGAUUGGCUACAGCCUCGGAGCUCAUGUGGCAGGAUUUGCUGGAAGCCAUGCAACCAAUAAAGUCGGAAGAAUAACUGGUCUGGACCCAGCUGGUCCCGACUUUGAGGGCGAGCACGCCCACAGGCGUCUGUCCCCUGAUGACGCUCACUUUGUGGACGUCCUCCACACCUUCACGCGGGGCUCCCUGGGGCUCAGCAUCGGCAUCCAGCAGCCUGUCGGCCAUGUGGACAUUUACCCCAACGGAGGCAGCUUCCAGCCAGGCUGCAACCUCAGAGGGGCGCUGGAGAAGAUCGCUAACUUAGGGUUGUUUGCCAUCACCGAUGCAGUAAAGUGUGAACACGAGCGCUCGGUCCACCUGUUCAUAGACUCCCUGCUGAACGAGCAGGAAGCGGCCAAGGCCUACAGGUGUGGCAGCAACGACAUGUUCGACCGCGGCAUGUGUCUCAGUUGCCGCAAAAGCCGCUGCAACGCGGUGGGCUACGACAUCAGCAAGGUCCGCAAGGCGCGCAACGUUCAGAUGUACACCAAGACGCGGGCCUCCAUGCCUUUCAGAGUUUACCACUACCAGCUGAAGAUCCACUUCUCCAGUAAGGUGAAUCACUCGGAGAUGGAGCCGUCACUCACUGUCUCGCUGUACGGAACAAAAGGAGAGAGUGAAAACCUGGAGCUCAAACUGAAGGAGAAAAUAGCAACAAAUAAGACACAUUCAUUCCUGCUGGUGACAGAGAAAGAUAUCGGAGAUCUGCUGAUGGUGAAGUUUAAAUGGGAGGAGACAAAUGGGUGGUCAGCUUCCAACAUGUUGAAGAUGGUUUCUUCAUGGUGGUCCGGUGACUCGGACAGUGCAGAUGUGGAGGUUCAUAAAAUCCGCAUCAGAGCUGGAGAGACCCAACAAAAGAUGGUGUUCUGCGUAAAAGACCCAGAAGCUCUGAAAUUAACCCAAGAGGUCACAUUUGUUAGAUGUAAGGAUGCGUGGAGGGCGAAAUCGAAACGAACUCCCAGGAGAGUAACUCUGGAGAACCACUGACCUCGAAGAAAGGACACCGCUGUUGAACGCCCUUCAGUCCAUUUCAGCACUUAAAAGUAAAUAAUUUAUACACCCAACUGUAACUUAUUUCUCAAACGAUACAGAGCUCUCACCGCCUUGUAUAUACAUCCACAAAACUGUUAUUUAAAACAAUAUGUGUGUGAAUACUGUAAGAUAUUUUGUAAAGAGCUCCUUGUAUGUAUGACACUUAAAUAUAACUUCACUCUUGGUGCAUGUUUUGUAUCCAAAGAGAUGGGUACUCGUCACGUCAGAGCCUCGCAUACUGAGACUGGAUUUACCUUAACAGUUCAGGAGGUACUGAUGUCCUAUUGGGUAAAACACCUCAAGUUAAAUUUCAUGAUUAUAAUGACCAUCAGGCAUUGAUGACUACACAGUUCUUUCCUAAGAUAAAAUGAAACAAGAUGAAACAGAUUAAUGCAAUAAUGAACUAUUUAUUUUUUAACAGAAACAAACAAUUGUGCGACAGCAGUUGAAACAGUGUGAAAAACCUCCACACAGCAGAUUCUCUCCUUCGCUCCAUGACGUUUGACGUAGCUCGCGUUGCCUCCGAUCACCUUAGGUAUAGUUUGCAUUUUCGGAUAUCUUAUCCAUCUGUUUUGAUGAUAUCUGGGCCGAUAUUCGAACCAGAUAUCAGAUCAGUGCAUUUCUAGCCCAGUCGCCAGAAGAAAUGUUGGAAUUGUACGUUUCUGCAAACCACAGAUUUGUUACAUCUGCAAUUAUUUUAUUUCCAAUUGCAAAACUCAUUUCAACAACUUGUCUCUGGCACAAAAAAACUUGGUUAUGGUUAGGAAAAGACCAUGUUUGGGCUUACAGUACCCUUUUUUGGGGACACAAUUUCCACUUGAAAAAGCAGUGAUAUCUGCCCGCUGGAAAAAUAUGGAUGGGUCACUGCAAAACACUUACAUUAGAUGAAAAGCAGCUGUAAAAACGUCAAUGACUCGCUAAAAUCACAACCGUUUUGUUGUUGUUGGUCUCGAACAGUGGUCUGCAGCUCACCUAGGCGACACACCAGCCACCCUCCUGCCCUCCCCCUGAUGACAAAGUACGCUCAUCUACUAGAAACGUCGAUAUAACACAGGUGAAACAUGCAAAUGUAACAUGUCUUCUGGUGACUUGGCUGCAAAAAAGAAGAAUAUAACUGCCAAUAUGAAUUUCUUGAGGUGUUUUAUGCAAUAUGGUGCAGUGGAUUUACCUUCAUGUAUUAUCUAACCAACAGAGCAUUCACCACUCUGGCUCCCAGCACUCUAUGUGACUGUGGGACCUGUAACAAUGUGCCUUACUGUAAACUGUAGCCAGAUGUAAGCUGUUGCUAACUUGUCUUAACUUUUUUUCACCUCAGUGUGCUUUAGUUUUGUUGUUGUAUAAACUUUGUGACUUUUACUGAAACAUCUGAACAUGCAAACGUUGUUUUAAAAACCUAUUUUUACUGCUACGCCUCUGAGAGAUGUUACUUUGAAGCUGUUACCUCAAAGAAGCACCUGACAUUUUGUCCACUUACAGUUCUGUUAAAGUUACACGAAGUGCAUGAUGCUCAGUGUGAAGUUGAAAGCACAGUUUAUAUAAAUGUUGUCUCUCUUGACUGCAAUUUCUUCUCUGCAUGUGACUUUUUAAAUCUCGACUAAUGCUCUUUUAUUCAUCUAAACCUUGGCUCUUUAGAGAUCGGUACUGUAAUCAUUGUGACUUUAUUUCUACCUACUUUAAAGAAGUGGAAAUGUUUAACUUUUGCACUGAAAACAGGAGAAGAAAUUGCGAAAACCAAGUUACUUGUACAGUUAUGUAAAUACCAUGAUACAGAUGAUAGAUUUUGGGGAAUGGGACACUGUUAGUUAUAUAUAUUUUUACCUCCCGAGGAAUUUAAUCUGUAAAAUGUGCCUUUCUAUAAUCUUUUGUACAUAUUUGUAAAUAUUCACUGUACUGUAUAAAUUCUUUAAUAAACCAAAAACUGCCUUCUGAGAGGUCACC